Acyrthosiphon pisum (pea aphid) is the source of this 306-nucleotide messenger RNA. RefSeq names its product zinc finger BED domain-containing protein 5-like. The record is from RefSeq and is a predicted model, not a curated record. The transcript has a single exon. The coding region runs from base 1 to 306 and encodes 101 amino acids. Lineage: Eukaryota; Metazoa; Arthropoda; Insecta; Hemiptera; Aphididae.
AUGUCGCUUGACGUUCAAAACUAUCAACAAAUGAAAUGGAUUUCAAAUCCUUUUCAAGAACAUGACAUGAAAAGUGGGUUAUCAAUAAGAGCUAAAGAAGAAUUAAUCGAACUAUUUGAAGAUAGUGGGUAUAAAAUGAAUUUCAAUCGAAAAAAAUUAAUAAGUUUCUGGUUAUCAGUUCAAGAAAAUUAUCCAACUGUUUCCAAUGAAGCUGUAAAGAUGCUACUCCCAUUCAUUUCAUCAUAUAAUUGUGAGGUUGGUUUUUCGGCAAUGGUUGCUAUUAAAACCAAAUUACGGAGCAAAUAG